AUGCACGAGGGUUUUAUUUUGGUCAAACCAAAUUGAUCAAUUUUGGUCGGACUAAAAAAAAGCAUGGUCAAAUUGCAGCCUUAUGGGUUUAUUCUAAGAAAACCCUUAUUGCAAACUGGCUGCAUGAAUGCUUAUCCUAACAAUGAUUGGAUAGGGUUUUUAGCAAAUAGAUACACAUGAAUUAUUCCAAAUAAGAUAAAAGCAUUGAGCUUUGCUAUCUUUUUUAAAUUUCAAUACCGACUCUUUGGCUCAUUAAAAAUUUUUUAA
Molecule: messenger RNA, 267 nt
Organism: Blepharisma stoltei
Lineage: Eukaryota; Ciliophora; Heterotrichea; Heterotrichida; Blepharismidae
Source: the annotation of a GenBank genome assembly